Messenger RNA from Paramuricea clavata, 960 nucleotides. The record is from the annotation of a GenBank genome assembly. NCBI's taxonomy places the organism in Eukaryota, Metazoa, Cnidaria, Anthozoa, Malacalcyonacea, Plexauridae.
GAAAUCAUACGAAGAAGACUCGAAAGAAGUAUUUGAAGUGAGCAAGAUAAAGAAGUCGAAGAUGAAGUUUGGCAUUGUAAUUCUCGUUGUUUUGGUGGUCUGCCUGUCUCCAUCGGGUAUGUAUAACUAUAAGUUCAGGUGUAAACAGAUUUUCGUGCUGACGUGAGAGGGUAUAGGCAUGGCCUGAGUUUGCCAAAUUUUUGUUACUAAUGCGUAAUAUACUACAUGCACUAAACUUUUACCUCUGUUUUUUUGGUCUUGGAGCUAUAUCAACACCAUGUUUAUAAGUGUAGAACUGAACUUAAAGCUAAAGGGUGUAAAGAGUAACGUUUUGAAUAUUUUAGUGAAUGGCGCAGAAAGCGAUGUGGUUCGUAUUUUUAAUGACAAACUGCGUCUCACUAAUAAAGAGAUGCAAGAUUAUCUCAAGCAAGCUGACCUGGAACGCUAUGGAUUCACGAAAACUGUCGAAGUCUCCACUGAAACCGACGAAAACGGGAAGACAACCACGAAGAAAACCAUUUACUACAAGGUCACUGAUGAUUGCUCUAGAGUCAUGUUUUGGGAAGGAAUUUUGGAACAACGCCUGCCAGAGGAGCUGCAAGCUUCGAAGCUCUCUUCAACAAUUGUCAAAGAAGUGAAAAGUCGCAUUGCUGGCCGCAAGACAAAAAGCUGUACAGUGAUGUUGGAAAUUCAUCCAAAGCGAUGUCUGAAGAAAAUUCCCGACAAUGGGGUGAGCAAACGUACAGCUCAUCAGUGUAAUUGGUGCCUAAUCUGUUUUGCUGCGUCCAUUCGGUACGGCAAAUAAUGUUCGAUGACUUAAAUCUGGACUGAAGCCGAAAAAAGUAUAGACUAUAAGUAGUGACUACUAUUGGUAGACUCUCAACUAUAUAUGGCAGACUCUACUAUAUGGUGUUGUUAUAUAAGGUAUAUUGUAGCUUACGUGUGAUUUAAUAAAACGAU